GUAGGGUUACGGUUUCACUUUAUUGAGGGUUGAAGCAGCCGCUGAAGUCCUUUCAGUUCGUUUGGGGACGAAAUACACCCCGCGGUGCAGUUUCAUAUCAUUAGCAGAUCAGUCAUGGUGAAGUAUUCCAAGGAGCCAGAUAACACAACCAAGUCCUGCAAGGCCAGGGGCUCGGAUUUGAGAGUUCAUUUCAAGAACACUAGAGAGACUGCCCAUGCAAUUAGAAAGUUGCCUUUGACCAAGGCUAAAAGGUAUUUGGAAGAUGUGUUGGCCCACAAGCAAGCCAUUCCAUUCCAACGCUUCUGUGGGGGUGUUGGUCGAACUGCUCAAGCAAAGAACCGUCAUCCAAAUGGACAGGGACGUUGGCCUAUUAAGUCUGCCAAAUUCAUUCUAGAUUUGCUUAAGAAUGCUGAGAGUAAUGCAGAUGUGAAAGGUUUGGAUGUGGAUUCAUUGUAUAUUUCCCACAUCCAGGUAAACCAGGCUCAGAAGCAGAGGCGCCGCACUUACCGAGCUCAUGGGAGAAUCAACCCCUAUAUGUCUUCUCCCUGCCACAUUGAGUUGAUCUUGUCUGAAAAGGAAGAAGCUGUAAAGAAAGAGCCUGAGACUCGGCUAGCUCCAAGAAAACCCCAAAAGGCUCAAGCUCUAAGAAGUGGGGCUUCUUCUUGAGCAGUGGGGUACAGGGAUUCGUUGCUAAAGGAUGGUCUUAAUCAUUGCAACUUCUCUUUAGAGGACGAUUUUUGUUUCUUUUGGAUCAAACUUUGUUAUUAGGAGGUAAUGAGAUCUGUUGUUAUUAAACAAAAUUUGCUAGUUAUAUUUUGGUUUGGUUGCUAUGUGGAAUUUUGUACCAUGAUGAAAUAGUUAAAUAUUAAAUGAUCAGUAAAAAGUGGGGCGAAUAGGACAUUUGGGAGUCUUGUCAUUUAAUUCUGCCAAAUAUCUUCAAGGGCGACCCUUUUGUCA
Nelumbo nucifera (sacred lotus) is the source of this 957-nucleotide messenger RNA. Its product is annotated as large ribosomal subunit protein uL22y-like. Gene Ontology annotation, molecular function: structural constituent of ribosome. NCBI's taxonomy places the organism in Eukaryota, Viridiplantae, Streptophyta, Magnoliopsida, Proteales, Nelumbonaceae. Gene Ontology annotation, biological process: cytoplasmic translation. Gene Ontology annotation, cellular component: ribosome; cytosolic large ribosomal subunit. The record is from RefSeq and is a predicted model, not a curated record.